Messenger RNA from Hyaloscypha bicolor E, 982 nucleotides. RefSeq lists its product as uncharacterized. NCBI's taxonomy places the organism in Eukaryota, Fungi, Ascomycota, Leotiomycetes, Helotiales, Hyaloscyphaceae. Bases 317 to 868 code for a protein of 183 amino acids. The transcript has a single exon. The record is from RefSeq and is a predicted model, not a curated record.
UAGGUAACGGAUCGUCCCGCCCUUGCCACACUGAUGGUUGUGGUAAUUCAUCGUCCUCACGACGUAGUGACUGCUGGGAGAAUUUGUGGAUGAUGCCGUCGACGGUAUCUUCUUGAUAGGGACUCCAUGGAGGCAAUGGCGACUGUCGUGUCGCCGAUACAGGCGAGGGGAAGGAUAUGUCGGUGGGUGAGGCGGAAAUCGUCUCUUCUUGCUGAUCGGUUGGUUGUGCCUGAGCGGCAAACGUGAAGUGCUUGAACAUGGUGAUAAAAUUUGAUUACAGUAUUACCGUGCCUCGAGGAUCAAUGGAUCAUCAUCGAUGCAGUUCCAGAAGGAAGAAAGAAUGGGGGAUGGUGCGAUUAUGAGUCCAUUCGCAGGCCCAGACGAAACGUCGCGGCUGAAUCCAGAGCUGAGAGCUCGCGAUCCGGGAACAGAGGGAGCAAUAAUGCCUCGAGUCGUGGGGCCAGUGCUAAGCUGUCUCGAGUCGAUUUCCAGCAGAAGGGCGUUUGCGCACGGGAAGACGAUGCUGAAGUCGAGUCUGUUCGUGCGGGAGACGCUCCUAUUAUUUCGAUGCAGCUGUAAAGUUAAGGGUGAGGGUGAGGGUGAGGGUGGAAUGGGUCGAGGUGGAGGUCGAGGUGGAGGUCGGGGUGGAGGUCGAGUUCGAGUUCGUUGGGUAGCAGGAUGCGAUGAUGGCGAGAGGACGGAGGAGCGAAACAGUUCGGCCUGGCCUGCCUGUCGCUUGGCGGGAGAGCAGCACCAAGCACGCAUCAACCAUCAACCCAAUAUCCCGCACCCGGCACCAGCACCGCACCAGCACCCAGCACCCAGCACCCAGGAUUCCAGCGAGCAGAGGGAGCGACACCCACACUAGCGGCUAGCGUGCGCCUCCACGGGUGGGACUAGGUUGCAUUGGGAAGCUCGCCGCUGCUCGAUUGGACGAGAGGCCACUGGGCAGGGAUGCAGGGAUUCCGCCAUUUUUGGUCAG